Molecule: messenger RNA, 645 nt
Organism: Microthlaspi erraticum
Lineage: Eukaryota; Viridiplantae; Streptophyta; Magnoliopsida; Brassicales; Brassicaceae
Source: the annotation of a GenBank genome assembly
AUGGGUUCUUCAGCUCCGCCUUCUGGCUCCGAUCCGUUGAAUGUGACAGCACCGACGGGAACAGAUCAAUACGAUAAUCCAUAUUUCUUGCACAGCAGCGAACUUGUUUUAGUCUCCGAUCGACUCUCUACGCCGUCGGAUUUUCACUCUUGGCGCAGAUCCGUGCGUAUGGCGUUGAAUGUGCGCAACAAAUUGGGAUUCAUCGAUGGUACGAUUUCUCGUCCUCCUCCAACUGAUAGGAAUUAUGGUGCGUGGUCUAGGUGUAACGAUAUUGUAGCGACUUGGUUGAUGAAUUCUGUAUCCAAGAAGAUUGGGCAAAGUCUCUUGCUCAUUUCCACUGCUGAAGGGAUUUGGAAUAAUUUGCUCUCUCGAUUCAAACAAGACGAUGUACCUAGGGUUUAUGAUAUUGAGCAGAAGCUGAGUAAAUUGGAACAAGGAUCAAUGGAUGUUUCCGCUUACUAUACAGAGUUGAUUAUUCUUUGGGAAGAGCAUAAGAACUAUGUCGAAUUGCCAGUUUGUACUUGUGACAAAUGUGAGUGUGAUGCUGCGUGCUUAUGGGAGAAAUUGCAGCAUAGGAGCCGUGUUACGAAGUUCUUGAUGGGUCUUAAUGAUGGACAUAUAGCAAAGACAGCCAAAAGAUUUUAA